Molecule: messenger RNA, 777 nt
Organism: Camellia sinensis
Lineage: Eukaryota; Viridiplantae; Streptophyta; Magnoliopsida; Ericales; Theaceae
Source: RefSeq, a predicted model, not a curated record
AGCAAAAUUUAUUGUUCUCUUUUACCGUGAAUACAUAAAUAAAUAAAAUUGUAGCUGCAGACUUGUAGAUAUUCUUAAUUUUCAAUCUACCCUUACUUUUGCAGAUUGGAAAAAUUGGGACCUUUAGAGUGGGACAAGGUAGUACAUGGACAUGAAGCAUGGAGACUUAUCACUUGUAUCUGGUUGCAUGCUGGUGUUAUUCAUCUGCUAGCAAACAUUUUGAGCUUGGUAUUUAAAUGUGAAGUUUCUUAUUCCCUAAUGCUUUUCAAUUGUUAGAUUCUUGGUCUCAAUUCCUAGCAGAGCAACAUGUUGGGUUCCAAUUCCCAACUUAGGGAGAUGAUGCAAAACCCAGAAUUCAUUCGUCAAUUGACUUCUCCUGAAACAAUGCAGUUUCAGCAACUCAUGACUUUACAGCAAACUCUUUUGUCUCAGCUUGGUCGGCAACCAUCAACCCAGGAAGCAGGUCAAACCAGUGGGGGAACAGGUGCUUAUCUUUGGAAGAAUUUACUCUUUGGCUUCACUUGUGAUACCUCCAAUAGACUUAAUGCUAUUGUUUUGUUGUAUAUUUUAAAUGUUGUACAGUGGAGCUCAUCAUUUAUGAUAGCACCUUGUCUUGCCACAUCUAUAUCAAGUUUUAACAUUCUUGGUUGCAAUCAAUGAGAGGGAACUUGUCAAUGGUUAGUUCUACAAUAGGGAACUCCAAAAGAGUCUUGAGGACUGUUGGUGUGGUAAUCUUUUGAUGUUACCCCCUGACCCAUAAAAAUUACUUUCCCAGAU